AUGCCAACUAAAGUACUUAAAUAGUAAAGUUAAGACUUCUUUCCCAGAAGUGCAAACCAUGCCAAAACAAAGGGCUUUAUCUUCAAUCAAGCACCCAUUAACAAAAAGGUAGCUUAAGAGGAACUCAAAGAGAGCAUAGUGAGUGGUGGAGCUGAAGGCAAAGGAGUUAAAAAGAACAAGAGAUCUGCCUUCAUGGCUAAACUCUAUGAUGAUGAUGAAGUAAUGGACGAUGAAAUGAAGGUUUUCGAUAUGGAUAGAGCCGAUUCAGGUGAUGAUGCUCCUGAGGAGGGCAAGGUAAAGAAGAGAACUGAAAAAGCUUCAGAUAAAAAAGAUAGUAAGAUAAUAAGAGCAAAGACAUCUGAGGUCUCUACAAACAAAAUCAAUAGACUUAAAUUCAACCCAGGAACUGUAGGUUUGUUCGCAAUCAGCGAGAUUCAUCAAAAGUAUCUGAUAGUCAAUUACACCAGAAACACCAAGGGAUACGUAUCCUUAGAAGGAAGAGAAGACUUAUCUAAGAAAUUGGAGAUUGGGCAGUUCAUUAUUGCUCAAGUUAUCUCGGCAGGGACUUCAAAAUAUAUGGUAGAGUCAAGUGGCAAUAGAAACAAGAAGCUUCAACUUACUCUUUAGACUGAUUUCCUUAAUAAAUCUCUGUCUGCUGAGAAUCUAGCUAAUAACAUGGUCCUGUAAGGUGAGGUAGAGUCUAAGGAAGCUAAGGGAUUCUUGCUUAACUUUGGAUUGAAGGAUAAGACCAAGGGUUUCUUGCCUUUUGACGAUACCACUGCUCAUUUGUAGAUUGGUUCAAUUGUCCAAGCUUAGAUUAAAAGUGUCAUGGCUAGCUCUAAGAUAACCAAGUGCAUUAUUGCUGGUUAAACAAGCAACCUGCCAGAGCAUACUAAUUUCAUGAAUCAAAAGGAGAUAACUCUACAUAAUCUUAAGCCAGGUUUCCUUGUGAAUGCUAAGAUAUCAAAAUUAUUGGAUAAUGGCAUUGAAGUAGGUUUCUUAGGAGGCUUCAAGGGAACAAUCUUUACAGAUCAUUUGGACAAAUGUGACCCAUCAAAGUACAAGAUAGGAGAAAAACUAGCAGCCAGAAUCAUUAUGAUUGAUACUUCUGCCUAGAAUAUUUCUCUUAGCAUUCUUCCACAUCUUAUUAAGAUGCAGACUGUCACAAAGUAGCUUUUGCAAGAAGGCAUUAAAGUAGGUUAAGUUCUUGAGAAAUCAAGCAUUGACAGAGAACUCUACGGUGGUUCUUACAGAAUCAAGAUAGGUCAAGAUCAAUUUGGGUUCUUGCAUAAGAUUCACACCAAGAAGCAUGAGUAAGCUGAAGAGGAAAAGGCUUAGGAAUCAGAAGAGGAGGAAGAACUCCCAGGAAAGAAGCCAAAGAAGGACAAAAAGAAGUUGACAAAGACUGCAGGUGAUUAUGAGAUCGGGUAGAAAUUGGAAAAAUUAAGAGUUAAGGAGAUCAACUACUUCGAUGGUGUUCCAAUUCUGUCAAUGAGAGAAGAUAUUGUUACCUCUUCAAGUCUUAACUAUGACAACUUGAAAUGUGGAGACUUUGUAUCAGGAAUUAUUUAAGAUGCUGACGACAAGCAGAGAUUUGUAACUAUCACCCUUAAUGACUUCGUAAGAGGCAGACUCUACUUAGAACACAUGGCAGAUUACCCUAUGAAGGUCAUCCCACCCAAGUAUCUAGAUUUCGGCAAGCCUCUCAAAGUUAGAGUGUUCAACGUAGACCCAGCUACUAGAACGCUAGAGUUUACCAGAAAAGAAACAUUCCUUAAAGGCAAAGCUGAUGUCUAUCAAUCUUAUAGAGAUGUAGCAAAGGGCGCUAAGCUAUAUGGAGUUAUAGUUGGAGAGAAUGAACAUGGUUACAUUGUCAAGUCAUUUGGAGGAGUUAAAGGACUCCUUACAUUUGCUGAUAUUAAAACUAAUAGCAAAAACUCAAAAAAAGAUACUUCAUAAUUCAAAUUCGGAACUCUCAUUAAGGCUUAUGUUUUAUUCAAGAAGAAGGAUUAAGGUAUGGCUCUUACUCUUGACAAGGUCAAGGCAAAGGAGCUCAGAGAGGAAUCUAAGUCAAAGGGAAAGAGCUCCUCAAAUGGUGACAAAGAGGGAUCUAAGGGUGCUUAGAAGUUUGAGGACUUCUUGCCCACUUCUGAUGAGAUGACUCAACUUAAGGACAAAUAUAAGACUCUACUAAAAGUAUCUCAAGAAAAAUCUAAUGUUGGAAAAGUUAAUCAGUUCAGAGUGAUUGAGCAGACAGAUAGAUACUUAGUUUGCAAGAGCUUAGAUACUGCUAAGAAAUCAUAAAAUUAUGUAGCAAUUCUGCCCAACAUAUUGAUAUGCAAGCAUUACUAACCUUCCUUCACUUUAGAAGAUUUCACUUUCAAUGGUAUUAACCUAGAAAUUAUAACUGAUGCCUUCCCAAUUAUUUCAACCUAGUUUGAGUUGAUUAGCCUUAAGGACUAAAUUCCAAAGUCAAACUCAGAAAUUAGUAUCGACAACAGUGAAAGUAGAAUUUACGCUGGUUUAGUAUCUGAAAGCAACAAAAGUGGAGUCUUCGUCAGAUUCCUAGAUGGAUUGAAAAAGCUUAUCAUUAUUAAAGACCUAGAGACUGUGUAAAACUAUACUGAAAUCUACACUCCAGGCAAGGUAGUUAGAGUAGCACUCAAUAAACUAGGUAGACUAUGCUUGAAAAACAAUGUUAUUUACCUUAACAACGUUGAAAAUAUAAAAAAGGAUCAGCAAGUUAAGAUAAAGAGCUUCUAUCAAGAGAUUGAAACUUAGCUAAAAGCACAUCAAGUCAACAUUGGAGACAAAGUCUAGGGAGAAGUAUCCCUAGUUAAGGAUUAUGGUUUGAUCGUAUCUGCUGAAAAAUAUGAAGGCCUUACUGGAUUUGUCCUUACAGACCACUAAGUUGCUGGUAAAAGUUACAAAGAAGGUCAAAAGAUUACUUGCAUUGUAAUGGACAUUGACUUUGAGAAAGAAAUUAUUGAUUUAAGUGAAAAACUUGCAGAGGAGAAGUCUAAAUCUCAAAAAAUUAGUGUUGGUUCUUAAUAGAUGGCAAUAGUUGAGCUAAACAAAGAAGAAUACUUGAUUGUCAGUUUUAAGCUAAAUAGAAAGAAGUUUGCGUUGCUGAAUACUCAAACCUUCAAUAAUGAUUUAUCUCCUAAUCCAAAUGACAAAUACUAAAUAGGUGAUGAAAUCGAGGUGAUAGUAGCUGAGGAGACUGAUUCAGGAUUUAGUCUCGCAACCCCAGCUCUUAAGAGUGCUGAGAAAAAUGCUAAGAAUGGCUAAAAGAAUGGCGCCCCUCUGAUUGCUUUGUAGCCAGGAGUCCUUGUUAACUGCCAAAUAAAGAGCAAAAAGCACGAUUGUAUCUUCAUGCAAAUACAAUAGCAAGGUGGCUUAGUUAUUGGAAGAAUGCACAGAAUUGAAUGCCAAAAUGAUAAUGAAUUCAAAAAUUUCGCAGUUGGUGAAAUUGUAUAAGCAAAAGUUUUGAAGGUAAGUCAAGAUGAUAAGAAGACUUGGAUUGAGCUCACUAGAAGAAAGGAACACAUGAAGAAGACAGUUGGACUUGAUCAAGAUACCUUAGAUAAGACCUUUUAAUCAAUGGAGGAUUUAAAGAAUGGAUAGCAAUAUGACGCUCUUAUCACUGAUGUCAACUAUUCAUACUCAUCUCCAGUCUCUAUUAGUUUGUCACCUUUUGUAAGAGGCUCAAUAAAUUUCGAUAAAGUUAUUACUGCUGAAACUCUUUAGAAAGAAGGCAGCUCCUACUUGUAAAUUUUCAAUCCAGGAAACCGCAUCAAGGUCACUUACAAUAACGGCCAUUUCUAGAUAAUUCAAACACCACCAAAGACUAAACUUGCAAAAGGCAUGAAAGUGGUUGUCAGAUUUGUGAAAGCAGUCAAUGGAAAAGGUAUUACUGUCUAGAUAGAUGAAAAGACAUUUGGAUUCAUUGAUAUUUCUGAAAUUACUGAUGAUAUCAUCGGAAGAGUGUGCGAACACUAACUAUAAAACUCACCACUUUUUGUAGCAAGGGUUAUUGCUUUUGAUAAACACGAGAAACCAAUUCUAUCUGCAAGAGAAUCUGUCAUUGAUGAUGCUAAAUGGUCACUUAUCUUGCCAGAGGGUAAGACAGUCUACUUCAUGAAGCAUGAUGAUAAAAAUCAAAAGUUAGGAAAUCAAAGAAAUAAGCUUCUCAAGUUCACAAAGAAUAUCGGCAUCUAAGAGGGUGAUCUCUGUCUCGGUUAUGUCACUAACAUUGGCAAGAGUGGAUGUUUUAUUUAAAUUGGUUAUAACACUACUGUAAGAGCAGGUCUUAAUGAACUUAAUGAUGAUUCAUCAUUCGACUUCAAGGAUUAAAUGCCUUUAGGUAGACUAGUAUUGGGAAGAGUUGUGAAAGUUGAUGAUUAGAAGAGAUACAACGUCACUCUUAGAAAGAGCAUGGUUGUAUUCGGUACCAACUCUAUUGAUAGAUCAGGUAUUCAACCAGAGUCAACAGUCGAAUGUAUUGUUAUGGCUUUAGCUGAUGGCAAAGCAUUUGCUUAAAUCAAGGGCAGUUAUCAUAAACUAAAAAUAAAGAAUAUUGGCAAGACUUCCUUAAAAGCAGGUGACCAUGUUAUGGCUAAGUUAGAGAAGGUCUCUAAACUAAAGAUUACAGCAUAGUUUGUUGAAAAGGUUAAGGAUUCAGGAAUGAGUGAAGAUGAGAAAAAGGUCGAGAAAUUAUGGAAGCUUAUUGAAGAAGAAGCAUAGAAAGAUAUUGAAGCUCAGAGAGAUCAAACACAUUAAGAAGAGAUCAACUUCCAACAUAUUAAAAAUCUUGGUAAUCAGCAAGCUGACAUUGAAGAACAAAUAAAAGACUUGAAUGAACUUGAAGAUUAAGAUGAAGAUAUGGAGGUAGUUCAAGGAGAUGAUAGUGAUGCUGAGGAAAUGUAAAGAAUUAUCAAGGAAAGCAAAACCUAUGAAGAUGAAAGCGAAGAAGAUGAAGAUGAGGAAAUGGAAGAUGAAGAAGAUAAUGACAGUGAUCAAAUGGAUGUGGAUGAUGAUAGUUCUGAUGAAGAGCAAAACAAGAAAAAGAAGAGUGGAAAGCAAUCACUAAAGUAAAGAGUAAAGGAGGAAUAAGAUAUUAGGAAGCAAGAGAAAGCACUGAAGGAUGGCAAGAACCAACCUAAAAAUAUUGAUGAUUUCGAGAGACUCUUGAUCCAAAACCAAGACUAGAGUUAUGUGUGGAUCUAAUAUAUGGCUCUAAUGAUUGAUAAACUCGGAAUAGAGUCAGCUAGAAAAGUGGCUGAGAGAGCUGUUAAGAGUGUGUCAAUUUCUAAUGAAGAAGAUAAAUUCAACAUUUGGGUUGCAUACAUGAAUCUUGAGAACAACUUUGGCAGUUAGGAGAGUCUUGAGAAAGUUAUCAAGAGAGCCCUUGAAGUUAAUGAGAGAAAAAGAAUUUACUUGCAACUUAUCAGCAUCUACCAAGCAUCUCAGAAAUAUAACUAUAUUGAAGACAUCUACAAGUUGCUAUGCAAAAAAUUCAACACUUCUUUCAAGAUUUGGUCUUCAUUCUUGGACUUCUUGUUCACAAUGAAAGAUCUUAAGAAGGACAAAACUAAUUUCCUGGUAAGAGAACUCAUUUUCUCAGAACCAAAGCAAGUACUAUAAAGAGCUCUUUAGAGUCUGCCAAAAGAUAAGCAUGUCAACAUCAUUUGCAAGUUUGGAUAAUUAGAAUUCAAGCACGGACAGCCUGAGAGUGGAAGAACUAUGCUUGAGGGUAUUGUAACUAACUAUCCCAAGAGAAUGGACAUCUGGGCUAUAUACAUGGAUAUGGAAUCAAAGUAUUGCGGGGAUAACAAGCAAUAAGCUAGACACUUGUUUGAGAGAUGCCUGACUAAUGAAAUUAUUAUGAAGAAGCCCAAAAAGAUGAAGCUAGUGUUCUAGAAGUACAUGGAGUUUGAAAUGAACAACGGCAACAAGAAGAACGUUGAAAAACUCAGAGAGAGAGUUGAGCAGUAUCUUGAGAAGGCAUUCAAUAAAGAAGAUAAGAAUGACUCUGACUCUGAAUGA
This is a messenger RNA of Stylonychia lemnae, 6048 nucleotides long. Lineage: Eukaryota; Ciliophora; Spirotrichea; Sporadotrichida; Oxytrichidae. The record is from the annotation of a GenBank genome assembly.